CCCGCCCCCGGCACAUCCUCCGACGCGCAGACCGCGGCGAGGCGCUGGGCGAGGUGGAGGUGAGGGCGGGCGCGAGCGAACUCGGAGAGGGGCUCGCUCACUCCCAGGCGAUCCCAGCCGCCGCCGCCCCGCCAGCAGCAGCAGCAACAGCAGCCGCCGCCGCCGCCGCCGCCGCUUCUUUCCUCGGACUCCCCUCGGCAGGCUGGCCGAGCGGGUGUAGUCGUUGGGAAGGCUCCCGCUAGGGCAACCCGGCGACGGCAGGAGCUGGGCGGCCGCCUCUCCCACUCGGGCCGUCCGGCGGUCGGUGCCUCCGCCCGCGUGUCGGUCCCGGGUGCCGGGGGAUGAGUGUCAGUUUACGCCUCUGAGACCACACAGCUGCCUGGGGGCCGUGUGAUGCCCAAAGCAAGUCUGGGCUUUUAUUUUUAUUAUUAUCAUUAUUUUUUUACGCUUGGCUUUCGGGAAAUUUUCGUGAUGUUGUAGGAUAAAGGAAAUGAUACUUUGAGGAACUGGAGAGGACAUAGAUGCGUUUUGUUUUUAAGAGAGGAAACCCGUCCCCCCUUCCCGGCUUGCUCGCGCUUUGCUGAUUUCAAGAGCCACCCUCCUCUUAGGUGAGAAUCCAGCAAGAAUAAAGGUGAAGACGGGCCGUCAGGACCCAGGAGGGAAACACUGACCAUUAGAAACCUUUGCAGAAGACACUGUAAGGAAGAACGUAAGAGAGAGAGAGAAACACGAAAGACUUAAAAUUAUACAAGAAAUCUACAAAUCCAGCUCUGGAGAAAGCCUCCUUCUCCAAAAUGGAUAUGUUUCCUCUCACCUGGGUUUUCUUGGCUCUCUACUUUUCAGGACACGAAGUGAGAGGCCAACCAGACUCAGCCUGUGGAGGUCGUUUGAAUUCCAAAGAUGCUGGCUAUAUCACCUCCCCAGGUUACCCCCAGGAUUACCCAUCCCACCAGAACUGCGAGUGGAUUGUUUAUGCCCCUGAACCCAACCAGAAGAUCGUCCUCAACUUCAACCCUCACUUCGAAAUUGAGAAGCACGAUUGCAAGUAUGACUUCAUUGAGAUUCGAGAUGGAGACAGUGAGUCCGCAGACCUUUUGGGAAAGCACUGCGGGAACAUCGCCCCGCCCACCAUCAUCUCCUCAGGCUCUGUGCUCUACAUCAAGUUCACCUCCGACUACGCCAGGCAGGGGGCAGGCUUCUCCCUCCGCUAUGAGAUCUUCAAGACAGGCUCCGAAGACUGUUCAAAAAACUUCACAAGCCCCAAUGGGACCAUCGAAUCCCCUGGGUUUCCCGAGAAGUACCCACACAACUUGGACUGUACCUUUACCAUCCUGGCCAAACCCAAGAUGGAGAUAAUCCUGCAGUUUCUGACCUUUGACCUGGAGCACGACCCUUUGCAGGUGGGCGAAGGAGACUGCAAAUACGACUGGCUGGACAUCUGGGAUGGCAUUCCGCAUGUUGGCCCCCUGAUUGGCAAGUACUGUGGGACCAAAACACCCUCUGAACUCCGUUCGUCGACGGGAAUCCUCUCUCUGACCUUUCACACAGACAUGGCGGUAGCCAGGGAUGGCUUCUCUGCACGCUACUACCUGGUCCAUCAAGAGCCACCAGACAACUUCCAGUGCAAUGUGCCUCUGGGAAUGGAAUCGGGCCGGAUUGCGAACGAACAGAUCAGUGCCUCCUCUACCUACUCUGAUGGAAGGUGGACAGCUCAGCAAAGCCGGCUCCAUGGUGACGACAAUGGCUGGACACCCAACUUGGAUUCCAGCAAGGAAUAUCUCCAGGUGGACUUGCGCUUUCUAACCAUGCUUACAGCCAUUGCCACGCAAGGCGCGAUUUCCAGGGAAACCCAGAAUGGCUACUAUGUCAAAUCGUACAAGCUGGAAGUCAGCACUAAUGGUGAAGAUUGGAUGGUGUACCGGCAUGGCAAAAACCACAAGGUGUUCCAAGCCAACAACGAUGCCACCGAGGUGGUUCUGAACAAGCUGCACACACCGCUGCUGACCAGGUUCGUCAGGGUCCGGCCCCAGACCUGGCACUCCGGCAUCGCCCUGCGGCUUGAGCUCUUCGGCUGCCGGGUCACAGAUGCCCCCUGCUCCAACAUGCUGGGGCUGCUCUCGGGCCUCAUCCCCGACUCUCAGAUCUCGGCCUCCUCCACCCGCGAGUACCUCUGGAGCCCCAGCGCCGCCCGCCUGGUCAGCAGCCGCUCGGGUUGGUUCCCCCGGAUCCCUCAGGCCCAGCCAGGCGAGGAGUGGCUUCAGGUGGACCUGGGCGUACCCAAGACAGUGAAGGGCAUCAUCAUCCAGGGGGCUCGCGGAGGAGACAGCAUCACUGCCGUGGAAGCCAGGGCGUUUGUGCGCAAGUUCAAAGUCUCCUACAGCCUAAAUGGCAGAGACUGGGAAUACAUCCAGGACCCCAGGACCCAGCAGCCGAAGCUCUUUGAAGGGAACAUGCACUACGACACCCCGGACAUCCGAAGAUUCGACCCCGUUCCUGCCCAGUACGUGCGCGUGUACCCCGAGCGGUGGUCCCCAGCAGGGAUUGGGAUGCGGCUGGAGGUGCUGGGCUGCGAUUGGACAGACUCAAAGCCCACAGCAGAGACCCUGGGACCCACUGUGAAGAGUGAAGAGACCACCACCCCCUAUCCCAUCGAUGAGGAGGCCACGGAGUGUGGGGAGAACUGUAGCUUCGAGGACGACAAAGAUUUGCAGCUCCCUUCAGGAUUCAAUUGCAACUUUGAUUUCCCCGAGGAGCCCUGCGGGUGGAUGUACGACCAUGCCAAGUGGCUCAGGAGUACCUGGGCCAGCAGCUCCAGCCCACACGACCGGACGUUUCCAGAUGACAGGAAUUUCUUGCGGCUGCAGAGCGAUGGCCGGCGAGAGGGCCAGUACGCGCGGCUCAUCAGCCCUCCCGUGCACCUGCCCCGAAGCCCCGUGUGCAUGGAGUUCCAGUACCAGGCCACGGGCGGCCGCGGGGUGGCGCUGCAGGUGGUGCGCGAAGCCAGCCAGGAGAGCAAGCUCCUCUGGGUCGUCCGCGAGGACCAGGGCAACGAGUGGAAACACGGGCGCAUCAUCUUGCCCAGCUAUGACAUGGAGUAUCAGAUUGUGUUUGAGGGAGUCAUAGGGAAAGGACGUUCGGGAGAAAUUGCCAUUGAUGACAUUCGGAUAAGCACUGAUGUCCCACUGGAGAACUGUAUGGAACCCAUAUCGGCUUUUGCAGUGGACAUUCCAGAAAUACACGGAAGAGAGGGCUAUGAAGAUGAAAUUGAUGAUGAGUAUGAGGUGGACUGGAGCAACUCUUCUUCCCCGACCUCAGGGUCUGGUGCCCCUUCAGCCGACAAAGAAAAGAGCUGGCUCUACACACUGGAUCCCAUCCUCAUCACCAUCAUCGCCAUGAGCUCCCUGGGCGUCCUCCUGGGGGCCACGUGUGCGGGGCUCCUGCUUUACUGCACCUGCUCCUACUCAGGGCUGAGCUCCCGCAGCUGCACCACGCUGGAGAACUACAACUUCGAGCUGUACGACGGCCUCAAGCACAAGGUCAAGAUGAACCACCAGAAGUGCUGCUCCGAGGCAUGACGGAUUGCACCCAAAUCACAUCUGACGUUUCAUUCCAGCAAGAGGGGCUAGUGAAGAUUACGUGUUUUUUUUUUUCCUUUGGAAACUGAAUGCCAUAAUCUCGAGCAAACGGAUCCAGAAUACCGCAGGUGUGGACAGAACAGACAGAUGAGUAGAGGGAGGCAGGGAGAUGCAGCUGCAAAGGGGGUUACGACCCACCUAGAAGCACGGUGGCAGAGUCGUUGCUGGGACUAAGAUGGGAGCUCAUCUCUUUGGGGGUCACAGUUCUAUUUCAUUUGUGAGUUUGUUGUUAUUAUAUUUUAUUUCUUCAGUCUGUGAGCAACUCAAAGAGGCAGAAGAGGAGAAGGACUUUUCCAGGACAGAAGCAGAGUGGUGGGCAUGGUACUCUGCUUCCUCUUUCUAAUCAACACUUGAAAACCAAAAGGUCUUUUCAGACUUCUCAUCUUUAGAAGAAAAAAAAAAAAGCUCAAAAAAAAAAAAAAAAGCCGUCCAACUUAUCCUGUCCUCUGAUCGUCUUACAACUUUACGGGAUUUGCUGUGUGUAGGUUCAUGCCAGCCAACCCUACAAGCUGCCGUUUCCAGUCGUAGCAUUUAAGUAGGAUGUUGUUGCCUUUAACUUUUUUUAUCCAGGGGAAAAUUGCCAUUUUAGGGUCAGCAUGAAUAGCUCUUUCUUAUAUGCGAUUUAAAAUAAACCAGAAUGGAAACUUCACACAUCAAAACUGCAGAGAAGCACCUCCAUGUUAGAAGCAGACAAGCCUUAACGUGCUUCGUGACUAGGAGCCAUUCAUUAAAUCUAGACCUAGAAUUUGUGGCUGUGAGGCUACUUCGUGUGGGCCUCUGGUGGUGGUUUUACUUUUUCUUUACCCUCCUCCUUGCUCUUCUAAAACAUAUACAUACACACACACACACGUGCACAUUUGUCGGGUGUGUAAUCCCCAAGGCAUAGUAUGGUUUGAUACUCUCAGAGAUGGGGUGGGAAAAUACAGGCUGUUAGUAUGUUUUGUCCCCCAGUGAGAUGUAACUGGAGACCGCUGGACAGAAAGGAGAACAGUGGAGAGGGAAAAAGAAAUCCAGCCUCUGUGAUCAUGUCAUAGCAAAGGCUAAGCACACUGUACAUUUUGAUGAAUUCAUCUCUCCAACAGGCUAGUGAACAUUGACUUCUCCUUGGGUUUACAGCCACCACCUCAGCAUUUCAGGAGAGUCAGGUAGGAUGUAUACGAGCUGAUUUGAACCAGAAGUGUGCAAGGACUGUGGACCAAACACUAACACUGCUUCAACCCCAGAGAGACUUGUGUUCUUACACACACACACACACACACACAAUUUAUGUGUUUUUUAUUAAGUGCCUUGAAACAAUGAAGAAAUCUGUAUUUUCCCUCUAUGUAGAAAUCAGUGAGUAUCCUACAAGUAAGGCAUCCCUUCUUCCCUAACCCCUGUGGCCCCACUUCCGGCUCCCCCAGCUCACCGCUGAUCCUACUAAUGGUUUGAGCCCUGCUGCCCGAGAGAUAGUCAUAGCCCUCGAUGACUCUCAGCUACUCUAGAAGGGGAGGUAUCAGAAAAAUUGUGUGAAGGAUAAGAUUGUCCACGUCAAGAUCGAAAUCUUGAUUUUGUAGUAAUGCCUGAAGAUUGCCUGUGUGCUGGAAAUACCUUUGAAACCCCACCAGUAUGCCCAGCCUAUUGCUUAUCAGUGGUAAACUGUCAGACCAUUUUUGCUGCUAUGGUCACCCACAAGUUCAUUUGUCUCCUACCCAGGUGAAAGGGAAAGGGUGAAUGGGACUGGCUGGUUCCUUUAAAUGUUAACUUAUGGAAAUACUAGUUCAAAUGGUAAUGUCACAGUGUUUUGUAUGCAGAGAGGGAGAGUCCAAACCGACAGCUAUUUAUUCAUAUGUGUGUGUCUUUGCGAGCCUUUGAGUUCUCUGUAUCUACUGUGUAUGUGAAUGGUCACGUGGGACUCAGUGAUGUUGUUGUGACUUUGACCUAGGGCCCGAGUGUCACCGCUGAUCUCGCACUCGUUGGCACAGUGGUAGUUAGAGGUGAAAAGUAAAGCUGUCAAGCCCAAGGGCUUAGCUUUAGGACGCCCCUGAGCUGGGCAUGCAGCAGAAGCAAGUUUUUAAUUAGCCCAUACUCCUCUUCGCCUUCCCAUGUAGCUCAGUGUUCAGGAAGCUAGCAAUCCUAGAGAUUUCCAGAAGUUGUCUGCAGAAGAAGAGAAGUUCAAACACCUACUCUGGGGGGUCCCGGCCCACUCAUGCUCAGCGGGCCAUUUUAUAGUUCCCCAAAGACCAGCUCUGUCUUCAGCCUGCAGUUCGCCUCUAAGUUACCCACAACCCAACCUGCAUCCCUCUCCCAGUCCUCGAACCAUACUCCCCAUUGGCUGGUUUGAGGCCCUGGGUGGGCCCUGCUAAAGGAAAGCCAGCCAGCCAGGGCUGCAUAUAGAUACCUCAGCAACACUGGAGGCUGGUCUGUCGUUAGACAGUAAGACAGUAAGACAGUGGGGCCUGAUUCUAACUCGGCAGAAGGCACCCGGGUGCAUUUGUUGUCUCUAUCUGCAGGUAGGCUAGCUGACCCGUCUCCUUGAAUCGUUCCCUUUGGGAAACCCAACUCACAGUAUUGAUCUCCUUUUUUGCCUUGUACUGAAUGACACAUUACCUCCACGCUCUCCCGGACUAGGCAGUCAACAGGGCCACAGGGUUGCUUUCUCUCUUAGGCGGGGAUGGGGAGUUGACAGGGAUGAGGGUCCGAGGAAUGAGCAUGAAUGCAAGAACACAAGAGGAAAGGUUAAGCUGUCACACAGAACGUUAACUUUUCCAGAGUUUGCAGCUAAAGGUAUUUGACCAUUCGCUGGCUGAGCCAGAUCACGGGAACUUGAGAGCUUUUACUGUGAUUCUUCAAUGUAAAAAAUAAACGACAAGGUCAAACUGUGUUUAUAUGAUUUGUAUAAAGCCUUUUUAAGAUUGCUAUUUAAAUAAACACUAUGCCAGAGAUA
Messenger RNA from Hyaena hyaena (striped hyena), 6558 nucleotides. RefSeq names its product neuropilin 2 (gene NRP2). Gene Ontology annotation, molecular function: vascular endothelial growth factor receptor activity; semaphorin receptor activity. The transcript is spliced from 17 exons. The coding region runs from base 795 to 3575 and encodes 926 amino acids. Gene Ontology annotation, biological process: vascular endothelial growth factor signaling pathway; angiogenesis; axon guidance. The record is from RefSeq and is a predicted model, not a curated record. Gene Ontology annotation, cellular component: membrane. NCBI's taxonomy places the organism in Eukaryota, Metazoa, Chordata, Mammalia, Carnivora, Hyaenidae.